Meleagris gallopavo (turkey) is the source of this 2418-nucleotide messenger RNA. NCBI's taxonomy places the organism in Eukaryota, Metazoa, Chordata, Aves, Galliformes, Phasianidae. The record is from RefSeq and is a predicted model, not a curated record.
AUGGAGAGCGUCAGCCUCCAGCGACCCGCCUGGAAAUGGCAAGUACUGAGUUUGUUUUCGCUCUGCGGCUGGGGCUGGGUCUCUGGGCAGAUCCGCUACUCGGUGCUCGAGGAGUCGGAGGUGGGGACCGCGGUGGGGAACGUGGCCCAGGACCUGGGCUUGAAGGUGGAGCAGCUGGCGGGCCGCAGGCUGCGCCUGGGCUCGGAGGAGAGCCGGCAGCACUUCGCCGUGCGCCUGGACAGCGGUGUCCUGGUGGUGAGCGAGCGGCUGGACCGGGAGCGCCUGUGCGGAGCCGCCUCCAGCUGCGUGCUGUCAGUGCAGGUGGUGGCAGAGAACCCCCUGCAGCUCUUCCGCCUCGAAGUGGAGAUCCUGGAUCUGAAUGACAACUCCCCCAGCUUCCCCACAGCCCGCCGCAGCCUGCGCAUCGCAGAGUCCGCCGCCGUGGCCACGCGCUUCCCCUUGGAGAGCGCGCAGGACCCCGAUGUGGGCACCAAUGCUGUGGGUUCCUACCGGCUGAACCCCAACUCCCACUUCUCUCUGGACGUCAAGCAGCUGCAGGAUGGCAAACUCUUCCCGGAGCUGGUGCUGGAGCGCGCCUUGGACCGGGAAGAGCGGCCAGAACUGCAGCUGGUGCUGACAGCCGUGGAUGGCGGCAGCCCGGCCCGCUCGGGCACAGCGCAGAUAACGGUGCAGGUGCUGGACAUCAAUGACAACGCGCCCGCCUUUGACCGUGCCACGUACAAGGUACAAAUCCCAGAAAACACACCUGUGGGAGCUCUGCUCCUCCAGCUCAAUGCGUCAGAUCCCGAUGAGGGCCCCAAUGGGGAAACGCAGUACUCUUUUGGGGUGCACACCUCCGAGGCUGUCCGGCGACUCUUUGCGCUGGACCCCCACAGCGGUGAGGUGAGGGUGAGCGGGGAGCUGGACUUUGAGGAAUCGCCCUUCUACGAGAUCCACGUGCGGGCCCGCGAUAGGGGUGUGCCCGAAAUGGAGGGGCACUGCGUGCUGCAGGUGGAGGUGGAGGAUGCCAAUGACAACCCCCCAGAGGUUCUGCUCACCUCUCUGCUGAAUCCAGUGCCUGAAGACACCCCACCAGAGACUGUCGUGGGGCUUUUCAACGUGCGGGACCGAGACUCGGGGGCCAAUGGGGAUGUGAGCUUGGAAAUCUCCCCCAGUGUGCCGUUCGCUGUCAGGUCCUUGCAGAACCACUUCUCACUGGUCACCCGGCAGAGCCUGGAUAGAGAGACCACCUCGCAGUACGUGGUGCAGCUGAUCGCCCAGGAUGGUGGGUCCCCUGCUCUCACCACGAGCCUCACACUGCUCCUCAACGUAUCCGACGUGAAUGACAACCCACCACGCUUCCUGCAGCCCUCCUAUGAUGCUUUUGUCCCAGAGAACAGCCCGCCGGGCUCCUUGCUCUGCACCGUCUCAGCUUCAGACCCCGAUGAUGGAGACAAUUCCCUUCUUGUUUAUUCCAUAGAGGGCCACGUGCAGGGUGCUCCUGCUUCUUCCUACGUCCACAUCAACCCCAACGAUGGCAACCUCUAUGCUCAACGCACCUUUGACUUUGAGCUGCUGCAGGUUCUACCGAUCUCAGUGGCUGUGCGGGAUUCGGGGUCUCUCCCGCUCCACGCCAAUGUCACUGUCUACAUUUUUGUGCUGGACCAGAACGACCACUCCCCUACCAUCCUGCACCCUGCUGGCAAUGGUGAUGUCCCCACACCGGAGAGGGUCCCGCUGUCUGCCCCACCAGGCUACCUGGUGACCAAGGUGACAGCAGUGGAUGCAGAUGCUGGGUACAAUGCCUGGCUGUCGUACCGCCUGCUGCCCGAGUCCACCGAGCCCUCCUUGUUCCAUGUGUCACAGUACACCGGGGAGGUGCGGACGGCCCGUGUCCUGCGGGACACUGAUGUGGCGGUGCAGCAGCUCCUCAUUUUGGUGGCAGACAACGGUGACCCACCACUCUCCACCACCGUCACCAUCAGCGUGGCUCUGGAGGAGGAGGCCUUGGAGGAGAGCUACAAGCCCCGGGAUUUCCUGGCCGGUGCCAAGGAGAAGCCGGACCUGACCCUCUACCUGAUCAUUGCACUGGCAGCUGUCAGCACGGUGGCACUUGCUACCGUCACCCUCCUUGCUGCCUGGUGUCUGCGGCGCCGAGGCCGUGCUGCCGCUUCUCCCCGCUGCUGCUGGGCCGCCGAAUCGCCGUCCCGGGACUUCUUCAAUCAUUCCAGCCCCAAGCUGCAGCUCUGCUCCGACGGCACCCUUAAGUACAUGGAGGUCACCCUACGGCCCAGCGACGCCCAGUCCCAGUGUUACAGCACCUGCUUCUCUCCCGACUCCGACCGCAGCGACUUCACCUUCCUGCGUCCCUGCCCGCCCCCGGGCAUCCUCCCGAGGGAACCCGGGGCUUUCCUCUCC